Messenger RNA from Magnusiomyces paraingens, 1170 nucleotides. RefSeq lists its product as uncharacterized. The transcript has a single exon. Lineage: Eukaryota; Fungi; Ascomycota; Dipodascomycetes; Dipodascales; Dipodascaceae. The record is from RefSeq and is a predicted model, not a curated record. The coding region runs from base 1 to 1170 and encodes 389 amino acids. Gene Ontology annotation, cellular component: cytoplasm. Gene Ontology annotation, molecular function: 2-oxoglutarate-dependent dioxygenase activity.
AUGUCUGCUCUCGAUAAACUUGAAUUUUCUGUUUUCAACGACAAUAAGUUCCCUAAAUCUAAAGAAAUUAAGGGUCCUUCUCCUUAUUGGGAUAAAAAAACAGAAGGUCCAUCUUACAUCAAGCCUGAAGAUCGCCAAAAACCUCUUGUUUCUUCUGGCAAGUUAGACAAGGGGUAUAGCACAGAAGAGGUUGAAUUGACUCCACUAUUAGGAUCGACUUACAAUGUAAAUGUGCGUUUGGUUGACCUUUUAAAAGAUGACGAUCUUAUUCGUGACCUUGCAAUCAAGAUUUCCCAACGUGGCGUGGUUGUUUUUAAAAAACAAGAUGAUCUUACUGUUGAGCAACAAAAAGAACUUGUUCAAAAGCUUGGAAUUCUUUCCGGUAAGCCUAAAGAAAACGGUCUUCAUAUUCAUCCUCUUGCACCUUCUGGUGGUGUUGUUGGAGAAAACGGUCUCGUUGAUCCUGAAAUUUCCUUCAUCUCAAGCAGAUUUGGUAACGAAUAUGCCAAGGAGCAACGUGAUUAUCCUACCGCUUACAAUUGGCAUUCCGAUAUUACAUUUGAACCUGUUCCUGCGGAUUAUUCUUCUUUAAGAUUAGUUGAGCUUCCUCCAACUGGUGGUGAUACUUUUUGGGCUAAUGGUUAUGCCCUUUACGAAAAGCUUUCUCCUUCUCUCCGUGCUUACUUUGAAACUCUCACAGGCACAUACUCUCAGCCCCGAUUUAACGAAUUUGGCAAAAAGAAGAACUUUGAACUUUAUUCUGAUAAGCGGGGAGCUGCCGAAAAUGUUGGCGACGAACUAAUUUCCACUCAUCCUGUUGUUCGCACCAACCCGGUUACUGGCUGGAAAUCCCUUUUCGCUAUUGGUAAUCACUUUACUAAGUUUAAUGAAGUCACCCCUCUUGAAUCUAAUCUCCUUAAAGAGUACUUGUGGAAUACUUUGGCCCAAUCUCACGACAUUCAGGUUAGACACAAGUGGGACAAAUAUGACAUUGCUAUUUGGGACAACAGAUCGACUUAUCAUGCAAUUAACAAGGAUGUCUUGUUUUACGACGACGACCUUGUUAGAAGUGGAAUUCGCACUGUUGGCAUUGCUGAGCGCCCUUAUUUGGACCCCAAUAGCACCACUCAGACUGAAGCUCUUAAGGAGAAAAAGUCUGAAGAGAAGUAG